GACGGUCUGGGCGAUGCCUUCGCAGCCGCGACCGAGGCGGAGGCGGAGGUGAUGGCCCUGAGGUGGCAGUGUUGCCUCUGCUUCGAGCAGCACGGGCACCACGAGACGCGGUGGCGCCUGGGGGACGAGGCUCGCUGCGGGCACGUGGUCUGCCGGCGCUGCGUGAUCGGCUGCGUCCACUGGGGCGGCCGCUGCCCGUACGACAACGCGCCGAUACCGCCCAUAGUCGUCUGUGGCGCCAUGGGCACGGGCGAGUACGUCUACCACGAGAAGCGCGAGGAGGCGCGGAGGACCGGAG
Molecule: messenger RNA, 298 nt
Organism: Prorocentrum cordatum
Lineage: Eukaryota; Dinophyceae; Prorocentrales; Prorocentraceae
Source: the annotation of a GenBank genome assembly